CUGAGUGCUGUAAGACAUUUAAUUAAUUAUUUUAGAAUCUAUUGAAAAAAGCACAUAAAUUAACAAUAAAAUUUAAAAUAUUGUUUUUAAAAAUUACAUUACAUUUCAUUAUUAUUAAGUUUUUUAAUUUUUUCAACACUCUAAAACAUAAACAAAGUGUCCUAUACAGUUUAUAAUAAAAUAAAAUAUAUUAUUAACUAGAAUAUUAUGAAAUAGGCGCAAGUUUAAAAGCAACUUUUUUUAAGAGGACGUUAUACCGACAUUUGUUGUCUCUGUCUUACAAGUGUGGAACAUGGCAAAUUUUACGCUAAGCAGAUCUCAUUUAGCUCCUUUAGUUUAAACAUUAAAGUGAAUUAACCUCUCAUAAAAUUUAAAGGUAAGAUUAUUAUCUAGGCAAUGUUGUAGGCUUUUUAUUAUACAGUGAAACCUCUAAAUACCGGACACUCUCGGUCGCUGAAAUUGUGUCCUUUAUUCGGAGGGUUUAGAUUGGAGAAAUUUUAUAGUUGGUUAGUUGGUUCCCAAGAAAACGUCCGCUAUUGGGAGGUGUCCGUUAGGGGAGGUUUCACUGUAUUUUAAUUUUAAUGUAAGUUAUGAGUUUUUUAAAAUUGUAAAAUAUUUAUACAUCUUAAAAAACUGAUAGCUUGCUUUAAAAUUAAAAUAUAAUAAAAAGCCAUUAAUACAUUGCCUGGAUAAUAAUCUUACCUUUAAAUUUUAUAAGAGGAAAAUUCACUCUUAUUUUUAAACCAACAGAGCUAAAUGUGAUCUCCUGAGGGUAAAAUUUGGUAUAUUACGCACAUGUUAGACGGAGACAACAAGUCAGUGUAACUGCCUCUUAAAAUAAUAAUAAUAUGUAAUUUUAGGUUUAAUAUUAUUAUUUCUUUAUUGAUGGAAAAAACUUAAUUUACAAAAAAUGUCUAUAUAGGUACAUAAAAUGUGUAGUAUAUAAAAAUUACAAUAAAAACUAUAGCUAGAACAAAUUAUAUUAAAAUUCGCUUUCCAUAAAUAAAACAAAAUUAACAUAUCAUACAUAAUAAUUGUAUAACCGUAAUUAACCAUAAACUAAAAUUAACUUCAACAGUAUUUCCUACUGCCAUUAGUAUAUUUGCCAGCAAUGAUCAUAAAUAGGUCUUAGAAACAUUGUUAAUUUAAAAAACUGUCUUGAUUUCUAGUAUAUUUAGUAAUAAUUGAAAAUUGAACCGUUCCUAAAAAUAAGGGCAAUUUAUUUCUUUGAUGAAUUGUUAAUUUCAGAAAUAGGCGUGAAUCUUUGUAGACAAGUAAACAAUCAUUGAGGUUUCCAAGUAAUAUUAUUAUUUUCCAACUGUAUUUUGGAAUAUCAAUUUUUUUAUUUUCAGAUUAUUCAAAGACUACAUUUAUAUGCAGAUUCAUUUGCAGAAAUUGUAAACUAUAAACAAUUGUAUUCACUUUAUAAAAGAAUAGCAACAACCAAUAAAUAUAAUAUUUAACAUAAACUUCUAUAUCACAUUGUUAUACAUUUUUAGUCUGUCUACCCAGUUUAUAACACAUUUUCAUUUUUAUUUUGAAUAUUUUUAACAUACUAAAUAUUAUAAUAAAUAACACUUAAUUGUUAAUAUAUAGGGGCACUGUGUGAUGUAAUUAAAAUUUUAAAACAUAAUAUAGAAACUGUUGUUUUCAGUCCCCACCUAUGAAAAUGUCACAUAUGGACAUGACAUAUUAGACCGGAACUAUCACUGUAUGGAAUACAGUUAUUUUUAUACAGUCUCACAACAAUGUCGGUCUAUGCUUUAUCGUGUUUGCUCUUUAUAAUUGGUGAAUGUUUAGCAUAUUAUAACAGUCAAUGGAUGCCAAGUGUUUACUUGGGUACUUAUCCUGAAAGGUUUCAUACAUUAAGAAUGUCACGGGGAUCAUGUAUAGUUUCUUUGAACACUUUUAGAAGCAAACAUUAUAAUGUAGAAAUACCUUUAACCAAUGGAUCGACACCAGCAGGGUUUUGUGCAAUACUGUUAAAUAGCAUGGAGAAUUCAAGUCUAGCCAUAUCAAUAGAACAAGGAUUGACGGAUGUAAACAACAGUUUAAUGAAUCAAAGCAUCAGGCUAUAUAGAGUCAAUAAAGGAAAUUUGAAACUUAUCCAAGAUGUCUGUGGAUCAACUGAUGUUCCUGGUUUAACAUUGGCUGAAUCAAAUACUGCUAUACUUCUAAUAAAAGCAGACCAAAGUAUAAAUUUUUCAUUAAGUGUGUAUACUUAUCAAUCUUUAAAUAUUAACAUGUAAAUAGACAAUUUAUAAUAAAUAUAUCUUUUCAAGCAAAACUGUAUUUUGUAUUUUAUAAUUUUAAUACUAUAUGAAUAUAUUAUUUUAUAAUAUACCAUGUCAAAUACUAAAAUGUAUAAUAAAUAAUUAUUUAUAUUAGAAUAGUAUUUGUUUUU
Metopolophium dirhodum (rose-grain aphid) is the source of this 2404-nucleotide messenger RNA. RefSeq lists its product as uncharacterized. The transcript has 2 exons. Bases 1749 to 2249 code for a protein of 166 amino acids. The record is from RefSeq and is a predicted model, not a curated record. Lineage: Eukaryota; Metazoa; Arthropoda; Insecta; Hemiptera; Aphididae.